Necator americanus (New World hookworm) is the source of this 1278-nucleotide messenger RNA. RefSeq lists its product as uncharacterized. Lineage: Eukaryota; Metazoa; Nematoda; Chromadorea; Rhabditida; Ancylostomatidae. The transcript has 2 exons. The coding region runs from base 1 to 1278 and encodes 425 amino acids. The record is from RefSeq and is a predicted model, not a curated record.
AUGGGAGCUCUUAAUUCCAGAAGUCCUGCUCUCUACGCUGGACGUGAGAGCCAACCGGUGGAGGAUACCGUAAUGAAACAGACCACAUCAUUAUCGGACCGUCGCCUCCUCCGAGGAAGAUUUCCCUUCACAAGGAGAGCAGAGAAAGCCGCCAAGUUCAGAGAGAGAAAUUCCAGGACUAUCAUCAACUGGGAUCUCUUCGCUACGCUAGCCGGCUUUUGGGAAGAUUUCGCAAUGGACAACAUCGACGGGGAAUAUGACCGGCUCGUUGAACACCUUCACGACUGCGCGAAAAAAGCUGAGAGUUUUAAAACCACCAAGAGACGCCUGACUCUUGAAACUCUUGAGCUGAUACGCCAGCGUGGAGCAGCACGAGCCGCAGAGAACCAAAAACUCACGUCCGAGCUCGCAAGGCUUUGCAGAGAGGCGAUAAAGGGAGACCUUAAAGAGAGAAGAGCAGAAGUACUGGCUGAAGCAGCAGAAGUGGGAAAAAGCAUCCGCUAUGCCCGUCGAGAAUUCGACAGUCGCAAUACGAGGAUGACCGCUCUCCGGAACCCAAAGGGAACAACCAUUACAUCGAGAAGAGGGAUAGAGAAAAUCAUCUACGACUUCUACUCUGAUCUCUACGACAGCCAUGUCCACUUACCUCUUCACUAUCUGAGGAAAGUCGGACAUGUUAUUCCAGAGGUUCUCCCGUCCGAAAUACGACAUGCUAUUAUGUCGGUAAGAAAUCGUACGGCACCCGGUGCCGACAGAAUAAGACCAGAACACCUGAAGAACCUUCCGCCAGCACUGUUCAACACCCUGGCGAGGAUCUUUACACGUUCUCUGUCGGAAUGCAAGGUUCCUAAACAGUGGAAGACCAGCAAGACCGUGUUGUUGUAUAAAAAGGGAGAUCCACAUGACAUCGGCAACUAUCGUCCAAUCUGCUUAUUGUUCGUCAUGUACAAGCUCUUUACAAGAGUGAUCCUUAAUAGGAUUGAAAAAGUCUUGGAUGAAGGACAGCCAUGCGAGCAAGCAGCGUUUCGAAAAGGAUUCAGCACGAUUGACCACAUUCACACUGUUUCGAAACUCAUCGAAGUAUCACGAGAGUACAAAAUGCCGCUCUGUCUCACCUUCAUCGACUUGAAGAAGGCCUUCAACUCAGUUGAGACGGAAGCGGUCGUGGAAGCCUUGGACAACCAAGGCGUCCCUACUCAGUACAUAAAGGUACCUCGAGAGUUGUACAAUAACUUCACGACCAUUCGCCAUUCUAAAAGAACAUCAUCAUUGACGUGA